AUGUCGCGUCACGAGGAGAAGCUACGAUUCACGAAGGAACCCUUUAUAGAAGAUGUUGGGCCUCGGAAAAUGUAAGAAUCUCACCGUCUCAAGUUAAAAGUGCAUCUAUCUCACGUUGGAGUGAAUCGUAUGGUGGGCUUGUUUCUUAUUUCUGCGAAUGUUAAAUUUAUUGUCAUGCUCUGAGUUGUUCCUCUCUGGACAAGCAGAAGAAGUAUCCGGUUCAGUACAUUUUCUGGGGACGAAAUACGGAACUCAGCUGAAGUGCAGGUUUGGAACAAUAGAUUCUAUGAUGCCAAUGUCAAGCCAGUUGAACAUGGAUUGCUUGAUCUACGCAUGGUACACACGCUACUUUCUUAUUUCAUCGAUCAGAUGCGAGCUUGUUGACGUGGAAUGUGUUUUACGAAAAAAUCUUUGUUGAUCUCCUUCCGUCUGUAUUCUGAAAUCAGUUUUUUUCUGUGUUGUCAAAGAACUAUGGUGAAAAUUACGUAACUGUGAACACAUUAGAAAAGAGAAAAGUCUACAUCGGUAAGGAUCACGGUGAAUUGACUGGUAGUGGUUUUGGAAUAACAGUUACUGUAUAAUGAAGUGAGAUCUUGUAAUAAGGUCAGUGGGCGUAGGCUAUGAUCCUUUCCACUGAAAGGACCCCCAACUAAAUCUAAGGAGCACACAGGACUUAAUUCGCAGAUAAGCCAUUCUCAAGGAAAAUUUCGUGUAGUAUGAAAGCUGCUACGUGAAAUGAAGGAGAAUGCUGUUGUGGUGGAAAAUGUAAAUUUCCCGAAACUAUGUAUUCCAAACUCUUCAUAGUAAUUUUUUCUAGGAUGCCUCUUAGAGAACAAUAAACUAAGAAAUGCUACAUCUUGAUUGUUGAUGAUUCAUCUCUAUGCCUUAUUCAGUCAACUGAUCACUUCUGGUUGAUUUUCUCUAAUAUGGAUGGAUAAUGGCGGAUUGAGAUAGAGCUUUGAACUUUCCAUACAACAAAAGCAGUCAGUCAGAAAGUGGCCAAUUUGGUAUUAUACAUCUUUUAACAUUUCUCCUGUUUCUAUUUUUUUUCUCAUUUUUAAUCUCAAAUUUGAUCAUUCUUCCUUCCUUGUCUUUUAAUUAAACGAGAUAUCUUUUUAAUAUUCAGGGGCCAUGAUAAACCUCCAUAAAUUGGAGAUACACUUGAAAAGGCUAAUUUGUUAUUCUAUAUAGAUAGACUUUAACAAAAUCCAUGUAAUUUCAAUGGGGUUGGGUUUCGUCAUUGAAGAAUAUUAGUAGCAGUCUGAAAUCUUUCAAGCGAUCACACAAGUCUCCUGAGGCCAGGCGUCCAUCAUUGAUUUUGUUCUAAGAUUUAGAGUUGUCUUACUGGUGUUGAUUGGAUGAUGAAAUAUUUACGUCUGAUGAAACACUUGUAUUGUACCAAUGGAAGUGUGUGGUAUGUUUACCCCUGUAUGGAUGGUCGUCAUGGAUUCCUGGUGGGUGUUUGACAGUGACUGUGCUUAGAGGGUCUUCUUGUUACCCCAAGGGUGUUAGAGAGUAAAUUAGGGGGUUGGGGAAGGAGGUUUUCUUGUGAUGGGAAUUGGUUUUGGGAUAGAGGUUGCGGGUUAGAAUUCAACAUUUAUAUUAAAAUAUUGAAUCAUGGAGUGCUGUUAGUUUCUCAUGAUAGAGAUAGUUGUUAGAAAGGUCUCCUGUGUGAAUGAAUGGUCAGUGUUUAUUCCCUGGUUGUCACUGAGGAUUGUGAGAGAGGUAGGAGCCAAACUUACAGUCUCAUAAUAAGACAUGAGAAUUGGUUGAAAUGUGGUUAUGUUGUGUAUUCUCGAGGUGACAGCAUCCUGAGGGGAAGAGAGCACUUAGCUAGGUGCUAUUUGUUCAGGCUGGUUGUCUCUCAAAUUUAUUUUAUAAUCGAAUAUAAUAUUUUAAAAAAUGCUCCAGUAGCCACAUAAAAUGUUUCCACCAGGAAUAUUAUGCCUUCAUCGUGUGUAUGUUCCUAAUAUUUAGUUGAUUUUUUAUUGGUAAGCUAAAAGGAUUUACAUUUGGAAUUGACUAGUCUCGUGCCAUUGCCCACGUGACUUGGAGUCAGUAUGAUUCCACCUGACCUUAAAAAAUGGUCGGAGGAUGUGCAGGAAACAAUCUCAGUUUUUGUUGGACAUCAGGUGACAUUGCAGGCAAUAAGUAGUCUCAUUGGACUUGAUGGGUCUGGAGUCUCCUCCUCAGCUCUGUUUUGCUACUCACUCACUGAUCUCAUUGUCAAAUUUGUUAGGGAACAUGCUCGAGUAUUGCAUGGGUCGUACAUUAAGAAAAUUAUCACAAAUUCCCUCGUAAGUGGGUAUGAGAAAGCAUCUUUCUCAUAAGGAAAGAAAAUUUUAUCUUAAAAAAAAUUAUUUUCUAAAAAAGGGGGAUUGAUUGCUGCAGACUUGUACUAGCGAACUUAUAUUGGAAUUUGUUGAUGUCUUAGAGUUCCUUCUGAUCCCUAUAAGGUGUACUGUUACACGUCACAGGCCAUACUCAAUCUCUCUCGUAUUUAUGUUAAUCUUUUUGCCGAUCUUGGGAUUAAAAGAGACGGUGAUUAUUAAGUAUUUGUAAACAAAGUUGUGGUUAUCAUUGUCGUCCAUAGUUCUUUCUAAUACUUUUCUUUAUGUUUCUUUUUUUUGCAAAGUUGUCACUGUUCGUUUUAUAGUGUGUUGUAAAAUGUUCCUGCCUUCUAUCACGACUCUGAAACUUAUAUUCAUAAAAGAAUGGCUUUUGCCACCUCUCUUUGGUGCUAUAUUUUCAAUUUCUAUGUUUCUCACUUCCUGCUAGGCAAUUUCUCCAUGACUUGCCUUGUUGUUUCUUUUUUUUCAGGGACCUGGGAGCAAGAUGGGGUUUUGUGCUACUUGCCAUGGGAGUUUUUCUGAUUGUCCGGGGCACUUUGGUUUCUUAAAGCUCACACUUCCUGUUUUCAACAUUGGCUAUUUCAGUUCUAUCUUAAAUAUCUUGAAGUGUAUCUGCAAGGUAUUUGACUAAUUAACGACCUAAUUUUCACGAGAUCCGCUUCUUGUUGAAUUAUCUGUACCAAAGAGUUUUGGUUGAGCACACGUGUACAAAAAACUAAGAGACUUCUUUGUGGUAGCAACGGAAAGUGUCUAUCACACUAUCCCUGUAGACUGUUGUUGCUCAUUGUUUAAGAUGUCUUAUUAGUCUUGUGCUAGGAUACUUCUUCCAGAAAAGGAGCGCAAAGAGUUUUUGAAGAAGAUGAGAAACCCUAGAGCAGAUGUCACACAAAAGAAUGCAUAUGUGAAGGCAAUUAGAGACAAGUGUAAAGCUUCCAGAUGUGUUCGAUGUGGAUAUAUAAACGGUUUGAAUGCUCAACUUCAUCAUCAGCUUAUUAUUUCUAGGUCUGUUUUGUCUGUUCUAAAAAACAAUGAGGUCAGAUCUUUGGAACGUGUCUCCUCUUGCGACAUGACAUAAUUUGAAUGAUUUUCGAAGCUAGUAUUAGCAGAUGUUGUUUGAUUUUCUUUUAUGUACCUGCCUUUCCUUUGGUUGGUUUUGUUUCAUUCUAACGUUUACAUAUGAAGGAAGAUAAAUGUAGAAUAUUAUUUUUGAUUAAUGAUAAAAUUGAACUUAUGUUUUUGUGAUAGUUGGGCCUUGCUUCCACCAUAAGAAAAAAAGACGGUAAUUUUUAUUGUAGACGUGGGCAGUCAUGAUCAUGCAGUAGUGUCCAAAACGUGAGACAACAAGAGAACUGAGAUGGAAGACAUACCAUAUGGAGAACUGUAAUAUUGUCACAUACAAUAGGGUCCCCAUUGGACAACUUUAUGAGCUGAGGUUGUGGUUAGCAAACUGGAAUGACCACCAUGGUGAUUUUUCAGCUUCUGACAGCUCAGGGAAGCACUUGUUAAUGACUGUAGGGAGGAUGAAGCACGAUCAGAAAAUGGAUUAGGCUUUGAUGAGAAUGGGAUAUUUUGCAUUCUGCUAUAGAUAGCUUGAUUGGGAGAAGGUAAUUUUUGGUAAUUUAUUACCUUGGACCAAACAAAUCUAUGGAACUGACGAAAGACCGAUACCUUAGUGACUGCUGGAUUAGAAGAAAAAAAAUCUACUAAUGGUCUCUUCUUUUAUAAUUUGUUGUCCUCUCCUUGCAAGAACAGUACUUAAAAGAUGCUAUUGGACUAACAAAAAAAAAUGUACUAUUGAUCUCUUUGCUUACUUUUUUCGUCUUACACUCUUCAUGUAUUUUUUCUUGGUUUAUUCCCUUGUCGUCAAUUUGAAGAAUGCAACAAUUGACAGAGAGGGGAUUCAAAUUUGUGUAGUUCUUAAUGUAUCUGAUGUCCAGUUUGACGAUGCAGAUUUUGACGAUAUUAAGUACUGCAGUACGCCAUUGACUGCAUAAUUUUAUUUUUUUUCUGAAAUGGACUUUCUUUAUGAUUCGGGGAGAGCUGCUGAUGCAGAGUUGUCGAAUUGAAGGGCAUUGACAUUAUUCCCAAGCUUCCUGUGGGAAAGAAUAAUAUGAAAUUAUUGAAACUGCAAUUAGUGGUCCAUUGCUUGGUCUCAGUAAGGAAUUUUUUCAUAGGAAGUUGAUGAGAAAUGUCACAGGACAGACGUGUAGAUAUUUAAAUGGUCUAGGAUUUGACUGAAGAUUAACUGCUGCAUUCGGGUCAAAAGUCAUAGAACUGUCAUACCAGCCAGAUAGCGGUUUAACCUAAAAUCUCAAGAGGUUAGAGAACCUUUUAGUCUUGUUGGUGAGGCAUCUACUUGAAGAACCAUAAAAUUUGUUUGAAAAAUAAAUCGCAACUUCUGGAGCACCACAAUUUUUUAAACUUGAUGUAUGAUUUCUCCUGAUUUACUGAAAUGAAGUCUGCCACAAAGAGCAUGUACAAGUUGCUGACAGUAGUAGAGGGCUGUAACAAGGAACAAAGUUUUACCUAAUGGAAUAUAGAAGCAUGUGGGCAGCAAGCAUUCUAAUAUUUACGGAUGACUUGCAUGUAAAAGUAUUAAAAUAUUAUGAAUUUAUCGUACCUAGAAAAUGCACCAGAAAAAUGUUUCCACUUGUCUCUCAUUGGACAUUCAUUGAAAUCUGGGUUUCUUUUUGUGCACUUUUGAAUCCUAAUCCUUUGGUACUCAGCAGGAAGGCCCUGAAAUCACCACGCAUUUAUUUUUCCAAAAACCACAUGUUAUGUGCAUUAUACCUUUUGCCCACACCUGCAUGUACUUAAGAACUGUUGAUUUUAAAUAAAAAAGGUAUAAAUGCAUUAUCAGUCCUCAUUCAUAAAAGGUCAAUGUACUUAGUUUUCUUUAUCUGGUGGAACUUCCAUCAACCAUUCAAGGUCAAUGUAGCCAUGAUCUUUCACCAAACGAUUAAAGAAACUUCGCAUAAAAGAAUAGCCAGUGCAAGAAUUUUAUUUCUUUCAUCGAAACUAUCACUAAGUAAAAGUUUAUCUAAGAAAUAUCCCCCAAAAGACAGGGAAUCAACUUUCUAUAAAUAAAAAUAUGUUUAUCAGUUUGAACUAGAAAGGAUUUGAAUUUUUUUGUGAUACUAUUAUUGCCAGAUAAUUGGCUUUCUAAGUUGGUGGCUUUCAUUAGACAUUAUGGUGGUCCUUCACGUUCUGCUGAGAUACGAGGCUUCAAUUUUGAGGAAGUUCCAGAAUCACCAGAUUAGCUCUAAACGUUAGUUGGCAAUCGAAGGGUGUUGGGUGACCAUUAUUUUUUUAUAUCAAGGCAGAUAAAAUGUGCAUUAAGAAAGUGUGAGGGUCUGUUUCUGCAUCAGGAUUGUUGAAGAAGAUUGUGUGGCUGCAGAUGAUGCCAUGGAAGAGUCUCUUCAAAAGUCUUGCUAUGAUAGUGACGUGGAAGUGUGGUCUCAUUUGCUUUCUGAGAAAGUGAUAUCAAUGGGAGCAGAGACAUUUUAUCGUUUAUCGUUCUUCUGGAUUAUAGAUGGCUUUAUUUAGCUUCAAAACUCAGUUAUAAUCUGGAUAGACUGAAAUAACUUGUGAUCCUAGUGUCAUAGAGUAUAUGUCAACUUUUGUUUAAUGCUGUCAUGCUUAUUCUUGCUGUUUAUCCAUCUGUCCUGGUGAUAUGUCACAUAAUGACUGUGAAGCUUGUAUGAUAAUAAUUUGACUAUUUGCUCACAGUACUGCUGUCUAUGGCAACUUGGUGUUUACAUGUGAUUUUGUUGACUCUUAAUGUCUAAAAUCGAAGGUUUUAUAAAAGUUCAGUUGGGAAUUUGGCUAUUAAUUAUUUUAGAUAUUUGCUGGGAUUACAACUUUGUCAUGUUGUAUGAUAGAAUAUGUUUAUGGUCCUGCUAUUGUACAUAACUGGUGGACGUGUGAAUCUGUGCAAAUGACCACUGUUAAAUGCAGGUGUUGUGAAGAAGGGGCAAUCCUCAUUAGGUAUUGUACAGGAUUUCACAAAAGUUCAUGAUGAGACUCUACAAGAAUUCCAUUCGGCAUUGUCUCAUAUAAAAGACAAGGAGCGGUUCCGCAAGACUCAUGUGCUUAGCCCUGACAAAGCCCUUGCUCUUUUCAAAAAAAUGGUUGAUGAGGUACGUGCUUUUAAAUUUCAAUGACCUGGGGAAUGGCUAGUAUAUUUAACUAUUUUCAAUACUUUUUCCUUUUACGUUACAGGACUGUGAAGUGCUUUACCUUAAAGAUAGGCCUGAGAAACUGAUUGUCACUGACAUUGCAGUACCACCUGUGGCUGUUCGCCCCUCUGUAUUUAUGGAUUUAAAGUCAAGGUGAAGUAGUGGAUUUAAGAUGAUUAUGUAUUAUGCUUGUAGUUAUUGUAGUAAUGGGGCAUGAAGAACUGUUGAAUUGGUAACUGCCUUUUGUCUUCUUGCAGCAAUGAGGAUAGUAUCACAAAUAUGCUAAGGAACAUAAUUAACACAAAUUCUAUUCUUCGAGAGGAUUUGGAAGGGUCAGCACCUGCUUUCAAGUGUUUGGUAGGAUCUUCGCUUGCCAAUUUUCUUUUAUUCUUUGUAUUUAACUUUCUAUAUAUCUGUUAUUAUUUGUAAUUGGAGCUAAUUUGAUGACCAUUUCUGUUAAUGCUUUAUUCCACCCGUUUUGCAAAGGCUGAUACAUCUAUAGGCUCUGCCAAUAAUCUUGAUGUAAGGUUGAGAUUUUAUGUUAUAUUUUUCCUUGGAAAUACUCAAAUAUUGAGCAUUUGUUUCUUUAAUUGGGAAAAUAAAUUUAUUGUCCGUAGGCAACUUCGGUACUUGGAAACUGAUAGCAAAUUACCUGAUUGGAUAAAACCUUGGGAAGAUUCAACUCUUAACUUGAAGUCAAUAAAUUUAGGUCACCUUUUUUCUAAUGUCGAAUAUUUUUUCCAGGAUUGUUGGGCAGUUCUGCAAGCGCAGGUUGCGGAGUACAUAAACAGUGAAGCUCCCGGUGUUACUGAUUCAAAGAACCGCGGUUUUGUUCAGCGUCUGAAAGGAAAGCAGGGACGGUUCCGUGGAAACCUAUCUGGAAAGCGUGUUGAAUUUACUGGGAGGACGGUCAUUUCCCCUGAUCCUAAUUUGAAAAUCACAGAGGUUAGCCAUUCAGAGGAAUGUGCUCAUAACAACGGCCUAUUAUUUUCCCUUUUUGAGGAAGAUUCUAACAUGUGACUAAUUUCAUUAUUUUUAAGGUAGCAAUUCCUAUCUUGAUGGCACGUGUUCUGACUUAUCCGGAACGAGUUUCUCAGCAUAACAUAGAGAAGCUGCGACAAUGCGUCCGGAAUGGACCCACCAAAUAUCCAGGAGCGAAUUUUGUUACACAUCCUGAUGGUACACGGCUGUAAGUGCUGUUAUGCGAAUCCUCUUUGUGCUUGAUGGAAAUGCUUUUGUCUUAUAAUACGAAUUCUGUUGAGACUGCUUUUCAGGCAUCUGAAGUAUGUUGAAAAAAAGAAUGUUGCGAACGAACUGAAGUAUGGUUAUGUUGUGGAGCGGCACUUAGAAGAUGGGGAUGUUGUCCUUUUUAACAGGCAACCAAGUUUGCAUCGAAUGUCAAUCAUGUCUCAUAGGGUAAUUUCUACCUGUUUAUGUUUAAAUUUACAAUUUUUCAUCUCUCUUGACUUUGCUAACAUAUUGUGCUGUGAUGAGAUCUUUCUAGGCGAAGAUAAUGCCCUGGAGAACACUCAGGUUCAACGAGUCAGUUUGCAAUCCAUAUAAUGCUGAUUUUGAUGGGGACGAAAUGAAUCUGCACGUUCCCCAAACGGAGGAAGCUCGUACUGAAGCCCUUACGCUUAUGGGGGUAAGAUCCUGCCCGAUGUUUUCUUAAAAUGAUGUUUUGGCAAAAUUUUUUUCAAUAGAUGGCUACAAGAAAGGUGAUGUGUUCCGAUGGAAGUUUCGCGUCAAAGUGUUCGUACUACGGUCUUUCCUGGAGAAAGAUAGGCGUUAGAUUUUUGUUAUUUAGACCGUGAACUUUUUGGUGGUCGGUAGAACUGGUAUCUACUUGUGAAAGAGUGAAUGUACAGUUUUACAGCUUCAGUAACACUUCAAAGGGUAUACCUAGGAAACUGGUCAAUUGAAGGUUAUCAUGCCUGAGGGACAGGUGUUACAAGAUAAUGGGAGAAAUCGAAAGGAUAAUAUUUUUGAAUAUAGGAAUAAACAAUAAAAAGGAGCUACAACGUACCAUCAAAUUGCAAGUUCUAUCGAUUUUGUUGCGGACCAAUUGUAGAGGCUAAAGGAGAGCCUUUUAAGUCAGGUUACAUAUAACUGGGGUAAUUACUUGUAGCAUUCUUCUUUUGAGGAGUUGCCAUUGCAUUUCUGUUCUGUGUUCAUAGAAAGGGAAAAGGCGAAAGACAUCAUUCUAUUUAACAGGAAAUGCUUUUUAUUAAUACUGGUAUACAUUAAACAAGCAGAUACACGUCCUGAGCUUAAAAGUGUUCUUGAAAGUGGAACCUACAUUUUAUUCUCUUUUUGGUGGAAUUCCUGGGUUGACCUAUGUAAAUUUAGCCGUGAUUCUUUUUUCAUGCAUGUUUGAUCUUUCAAUGAGUGAUUUCCCAGUAUGUGCUCUCAAGCAAUGCUCUAAACGUUUUUGUGGCCACAAUUUGUAUGAUCUCUUCUUUUUUAUUUCUUUGUCUUAUGACUUAGUCUGGCUACCUUUUUGGAUUGAAAGGAUGACUAUCUAGUCAUUUCCAGAAGAAGAGUACGCUGUCACAUUGUUCUUUCUAUAUAAGCAUAUUGUUUGAAAUGUUUUUUUUCUAAGAAUUUUCUUUAUUGAUACUACUGAUUUUUCAUAGGUGCAAAAUAACUUGUGCACACCAAAGAACGGGGAAAUCUUGGUUGCGUCAACCCAGGAUUUUCUGACAUCUUCAUUUCUGAUUACUAGAAAGGACACAUUUUACGACAGGGCUUCAUUCUCUCUAAUGUGUUCUUACAUGAGUGAUGGGAUGGAUUCCAUUGAUUUGCCGACACCAGCCUUACUGAAGGUAAAUCAUAUCUCUUGACACAGUUUCCAUUCCACUGCUUGGAAUAAUGUUGUCUGGUUGUUUCUUUGAUAAAAAGUCAUAUUUAUGCUUGGUGGCUACACAAGAAACCGUUUGUGUACUUAUUUCUGGUGCCAGUUGUUCUGAAAUUUUAUUGGUACACCUGAGAUUUUAUAAAUUCCUGCACAGUGGAUGGACUUGCAAUUAAAUUUCAAGGGUUUUUCUCCUGGAAAGGCAGGGAAAGAAAUUUUCUGUUGAUAAAGGGACAUUAUGCACAGCUGGCCAGAUUGUUGAAAUCACCCUUUGCGUGGAUCCCUGUAUCUGAUCCUAAAGAUGGUCUGCUCAGAAGUCACAAAUUAUAAAGACUUCGGAUAAAGCAGUUGGUUGAUCUAUUCCUUCAUUUAAGUUAUUAUGUCCAUUCCCUAUGUUUACUCAAAUAGAAUAUUUGUAAAACAUGCCGGAGGUGUGAUCAUUGCUGUGGAAGCUUCUCUUGGUUCUUUCUCCGCUUGACCCUAAGCAUAUCUGUCAGUAAUACCUUUCAUGUCUUCUUCAGAUUUUGUUGGAUCUUUAAUCAACCUAAAGAUACUGUGUACAGUGGUGUGUUUUUUCACUUUAUGUGGAGGAAUUUACUGUGUAGUCUCAUGUCUGGUUCUAGGUGGUUUAUUCAUUACUUUGCUAACUGCACUUAAUGGACUGCAUGAAAGACAUGUAUAAAAUCAACUUCUUACAGUUCUACAUUUUAAAAGAAGUGAAGUCUUUAAUUGCACACUUUGGUAACGAAAGGGCAGGAAUGUUGAAAUUAUUUAUUCGUAAAUAGAAACGUGGAAAUGGUUCAUGGAGAACUAAUGUUGGAAUCCUAGGGAAGUAUCUAAAUCUAUGCCUCUUGUGAUCAAAUGUUUACUUUGAGGAUAUUAUUCUUAUCAAUUAUGAACGACUUUGUUCUAUUUCUUAUUCUUCAUGAAUUGUCUAAGCGUAUAUUUUGAUAGUUUUAUUGCCUUCUGUUGGAACUAGAAUGGUUAAGUGAUGUAUGCUGUUAUCUUGGUAAUCUGAAUCAUAAUUCUGUAGUAUCUGCAGUCGGAUUGACUUAAUUUGUAGUGUUAUUAACUUAUGCACUUAUGUAAUAUAUGCAACUUUGUUUCUUAUGCAAAUAUAUUUCUUUUUAGCCAAUCGAGCUCUGGACGGGGAAACAAUUGUUCAGUGUGCUUGUACGCCCCAAUGCAAAGACAAGGGUCUUCCUAAACCUCACUCUCAGGGAAAGAAUCUAUAGCAAAUCUGGGGAAACGAUGUGUCCUAAUGACGGCUUUGUCUGCUUUCGGAACAGUGAGCUUAUAUCUGGGCAACUAGGCAAGGUUACUUUAGGUAAGCACGUAGUUCCUCUGUGAGUUGUGUGCCAUAAUCUUUGGUUUUUGGUCUUCCUUGCUUGUUUUCUUUCUUUAGUGCCAUUUGUCAAAUUACCAAUUCUUGUUAUUCUGAACUAGUGUUUCUGUAAUAGCUUGACUGAACGUCUGAUUUAAUGUGGUCGUUUUUACUUAUUUGAUUGUUAAGUCAAAUCUUUGGCUACUAUUCAUGGUUAAGGAGUAUGAUCCAUGUCGGUCAAAGAUUUUGUCCAUAAAUUUGCCGUGCUGACAGUGAAAAGAAUAUGAGUCACGUUGAGGAGGCGCAUUAAAGCCACUAACCGCUAGGGGAUUAGCUCGGGGUGUAAGUAGGGAACGCAGGAGUCAUGCAAAUACAUCUUUGUUUAAUUAUUUCUAUUAAAAUUAUCACCUCAAAAGCUGUAAUUUUAAGAUUUUUAAUACCCUUGACCAGAAUAUAAUCCGACCAUCGAAAGUGGGACUGCGUUUCGAUGAUCUUGGCAGCUGAAUUGAUUCCUUAAUCUUUGCUGAGAACAGACUAAAUUUCUAUUUGCACUCAACAGUACUUAUCCUUGAAAGUUGCCCCAUUGGCUCAUGGGUUUGACUUAGCAUGGCAUCAUAAUCUCCCUCCUUUAGAGGAGAAAAUUCUCUCUCUCUCUCUCUCGUAUGCCCUGCGUUUUCAAACGAUUGUGUUCCUAGGAGUUUGUGUUAAGAUUUGAUUGUGAUGCCUUUAUGUCUCUAUUAGUAGAUGCUCAUGGGGAGGCACAUAAUGUAAUUGUCAGUGGAUGGAUUUACUUUACGGGAAUCUACUCAGAAUGGACUGUAGCGAUUCACUGCAUCUAUUGAUUAGGAUGUAUCACAGACUGGAUUUGAGUUGUCGCUAUCAAAGAGUUGGGAAGUGUCUUCUGGAGUGUUGGUGGAAAGGCUAUUUUCGUUUUGGUAACCUUGAAGUAAUUUUCGGGUAAUAUAGUUUGUGCAUCGCAGUGCCUCGAUCCGUUUUCUUUCUUUCUGUUUUGUAUCUCGUGUAUAUCUUUCGUGGGGAGCUGAGGGUCAUGGUUUAUGCGGCAUAGCCUGAAGAAUAAUAUGAUAAGUAAGAUGCUUUAUAUGCACGCAUUCAUUGUUUUUUAUUAACGGUAUAGAUCAUUCAAGUGUGCGCAUAGCCUUUAUGUUCAUUUACUGUUUUGACUGUGAUCAUUUCGCUAAAAUUUUGCUUUUGGUGCAAGUACUAUUUUGUUGAUCUAUGUCUCAUCACAUUUGUGAAGCCUUGCAGCGGAAACAGAUAUUCAUUAUAUUUUUCCCGCUUAUUUCCUUGAGUUGGAAGAUUAUCUUUCUGUUAGCUUUCUUAUAUUUUGUGCCAUCGGAUAGAUUGUAAUGUAAACUAAAUGUCAGGUAAUGGCAACAAAGAUGGACUUUUUUCGGUGCUCAUUCGAGACUAUAAUUCACAUGCAGCUGCAGCUUGUAUGAAUCGUCUUGCUAAAUUGAGGUAUUGUUUUCAGAUCUAAACUAGAUGUUAUGGAUAAUUGUUGUAUGACAACAUAAUGUUGAUGGAGAGACUGGUUCAGCGAAGAGAUUAGAUCGCUGAAAAUGUCUCAUGUUUGAUGUCCAUUGUUAGAUUGCAUAUAUUGCAGCUGAAUGAGACCCUUAUUUCGUAAUACAUAAUGAAUAAAAAAUAGAUAAUGCAAUUAGUUCAUUAUUUUACCAUUGAAUGCACAUUAGCUUAAUUUCCUGAUAGGGGGGCUCACUUGUUAGUGCCAUUGGUAAUAGUUGAUUAUCUAGAUGGCUGUGGAAUGAAUCAUUUAUCCACUGCACAUAGAGCUUGUCUUGACCAUUGUACUCGAAUUUUAUCAUCAGCUAGCCAUUUAUUUUUAUGCCCAUUGUUUGGCAUUACUAUUUCAACAUUCUGGUCUAAUGAUAGCAAGACGGCUUAAAUUGGAGUACUCAUGAGGAUUUCCUCUCUUAUUUAAAAGAACUAGGACAAUGGCAACGGUUGCUAAAAAAAUACAAAUAUUAAGGUUAGAAAAAGAUUAAAAAGUCUCACAAAUUAGUGGUUCUGGUUAGAAGUUUUUUUCGUCUGAUGAUACAGAUAUCUAAAUUCAUAAUAGUGAUAAAUUGUAAUACGACUGAAACAACUGAAGUUUGAAUAUACCACUUCUUCUUUCAGAAGUCUCAAAAAUGCUAAACUGGGUAGAUUUUCUCCCUGUUCUGUUUAUGAAGUGAAUGUAGAAUAGAAUACUUCGUCAAGUCAAUUGACAGUACUUUUUGUGUUGGGCCUUUUGUAGUGCCCGCUGGAUUGGAAACCAUGGAUUCUCAAUCGGAAUUGAUGAUGUUCAACCUGGUGAAAGCCUUAUUCAAAAGAAAAAAAAGACAAUUGACAAGGGAUAUGAAUUAUGUGAUGAAUUUAUUUGCUUAUACAACAAAGGCAAGCUCCCUUUGCAGUCUGGUUGUAAUGCAGCAGAAACUUUGGAGGCUGAGAUAAGUAAAGAGCUGAAUGAUAUUCGAGAAGCAACUGGGAAAGUAAGUUAACACGAUAUCUCUGGUACAUUUUUUAAAUCCAUAGUGUUUCAUUCUAAUAUUGAACUGCAAAUUAAGAAGCAAGUAUUUGCCGUGAUGUGUUCAGUGCGUUAUUCGUUCUAGUUGCUGUUUUAGUAUAGCAGUGGCAUAAGUCACCAUAAUUUAUUUGGGUUUCUUAUUAACUGCAUCACGACAUUGUCAUUUUCCUUAACAAUGUUCAUCACUUCGUAACUCUUCUGCAUUAUGUUUAAUGUCAUAGGUCUGCAUGGAAGAGCUGCAUUGGAGAAACAGUCCCCUGAUUAUGUCACAAUGUGGAUCAAAAGGUUCUUCGAUUAAUAUUAGCCAGAUGAUUGCAUGUGUGGGUCAGCAGUCAGUUGGUGGUCGACGUGCUCCUAAUGGUUUUAUAGAUCGAAGUCUUCCACAUUUCCAUAGAAAUUCAAAAACACCUUCUGUAAGAUUUAUAUCCUCACUCUCCACCACCUUUUAUAGAAAAAGAGAAAAAAUGAUGUUACAGUACGGCUCUCAUUUUCAAUGUCUGUCUAAAUUCCGUCUUAUGCUGCUUAAUAUUUUAUAAAUUCUUAUAGUCUUACACUGUGCUGCACCAUUUUUUUGGCUUCUGCUUGUCUUUUUUUAAGGGGCGUUCCUUGUUAAUGGUUCAGGUCCUGUGGACCAAUUGCAUACGGAGUAGGGAUUUUUUUUUGAUAAAGUUAAGGUUAACUAGAGGAGAUGAUGGGGAUUAAUCUGUCUUUCCCGUUUUGUGUAUCCUGUUUUGUUAAAGAAUUAGUGACUUUGAUGUGGUGUGUGCUACUAAUUACGUUAAGAACUAGUGAACAUUGAAUACAACGGAACUAGUAAAGUUCAAGUGUCAGAAAGAGAAGUCAAUCCAGAUGAGUUUGAAUAUAUUCUUAUUUGUGAUUUAUGCCUCUGAUUGGUUUAAAAUUGUAGUUUCUUGUUUUAGUUCUUUUUCGUUACAAAGCAAGUUCCUGUUAAGGACAGGGUAUUUUUUCUUUGAUUUUGACAUGCAUAUAUUUAUUAGACCUGGGAUCUUAAAAAACCACGAAAAACGCUAAAAAUUAAUCUCAAAAUUUAAGUAAAAUAGUUGGCCAUGGAAAAAGAUAGUUUUGAUAAAUGAUCCAGAUUUAGUUAAUCUACAUGUUAUCUGGCUGCUUGUGUGCAGGAUCCGUGUUUCUGUGUCAGUAAUGGGGAAAUCAGAUCACGCUGGGUUGAUCUCACUUUCAGUUAUGUGAAAUUGAAUAGAAAUAACUGACCAAGCGAUUACGUAGUAUUUUUUAUGAGCCACUUUGAUUAGUUGAACCUAUUGGCUGAUCCUCUGCAAGUUGCGCUGAUGUUUUCCACCACGUUUUUGCUGUUCCUCGUCUGCUUUCUAUCUAGCGCCUACUCCAACAUUAGUCAACAUAUAAAGUGCAGAAUGAACGUGUAGGCAAAAAAGCCGAUUUAGUUGAUAUAACUGGGGUCAUCAUUGAAUAUAGCUUGCCCUACUUUUUCAAUCCACGAGUGCAAUGGGAUUGCAUGCCAGUGGAACUCUGGCGUGCAGACUCAGUCACAGUGGCUGACCUUGUAUGCUGGGGCACCAUUUGAACACUUAAAAAUGUCGUCAGGGAUUUAAGGAUGGUAGUGGCCAGAGGAGUUUUGCGACUUGUUGGAUUAGAUGAUUGUGCAACUUGAUGUAAUGUGAACAAAGAGGACUUCAUUUCUAGCUAGUUUCUGGAAGAUUGUUGGAAACGAAGAUUGGAAAUAGGUUCCUGUCAGUCGAGGAAGCAAAAAUGUUAAUGCCUCCGGACUGAGUCUGUUCAAAGUAAAAUUUCUUAAAAGCAUAACAGACAGGAGAGAAACCAGUAACAUGUGGAUCAUACCGUUGUCCCUGUGAACAAUGAGGCUGGCAUCAAAGCUGCUCAAAUCUUUCUACACAUCGGUACAUUCCUAUCCAAUGGUGCGUUCUCAAUUUGAUGACAAUAACAAUGUGAAUUGUGAUGGUAGUGACAUAAUCUAUUCCUCCCUGGGUCCAACUUUAUAGUUUUGGUCUAUAUAGGCAUGGUUUCGUUCUCAACGCUCGCUUAUACCAAGUUUAUUAUGCAGCUUCAUGCUUGUCUUUAACUUGGUGUCUUAGUAUUUUAGUGAAAUAUAUAACCUAAUCUGAUAUUAUGCUUGUUUAGAUUUUCUGUACCGUUGGGGUUCAACUAAAAGUUGAUGAUAUUAUCUAAACGUUACUGUAGGCUAAAGGCUUUGUUGCUAAUUCCUUUUACACUGGUUUGACGGCAACGGAGUUCUUCUUCCACACAAUGGGUGGCCGUGAAGGUCUUGUCGACACUGCGGUAUGUGCAACAUGUUCUUCGGCUGAAAUUCGUUUGAUUGGAUCGGAACGUUUGAUUAUGCAGGAACAGUGAUUAAACUUUUGAUGUCAUGCUUACGCUUUUGGAUUAAACCCAUUACUCAUUAUAUUUAGAGUUGGCUUUCAUAAGCAUUAAACUCGGUCAAGAUUGGGAAAUAUGAGUCGGAUGGGUUUCUUCACUUCAUUUUCUUUUCUCCAUUGGCUAUUUUGUUGAUAGAAACGUAGUUAGGGUUACCCUCAAUUCUUGACUUUUCUCUUACUUUUCACCUCUGGAGAAAAAGGCAGAAGACCCUUAUAAAAGAUAGAGGAUAGCAGUGUUGGGGUGCCUGGUUGGCAGCAGCUUCGAGAAAUGAUGCGACUGUUCCAUCGGCAUUUUGAGAAAAUCCGAAGUGUCAACAAGACCACCACCACAAUUAUGACUCUGCGGUUGAGCCUGAUUUAGACCAUCAUGCCAUUUGAACAUGGAUGAUGUGGCGUUUGAUCAUAUUCUAAUUUUUCUAGUUAUUGACUUCGGGGUUGCAUCAGUGGGAAAUGUUUUACUUGUUCCUUCCCUCUCAGUGUUGCGUUGAUUGGGAAUUUCGGCUGAUCUCACUUUCUGAAGUAUUGAGUCAUGCUUGUACAUAUUGGUAGUCAAUUAGAUUUUCUAUUUGGCUCAGCAUUCGGAGAGUCCCUUCCUGACAUGUUGUGGGAUAAUAUGUUUAUAUAAUUUUUUUUUCUAAAUAAUAUUUGGUCAAAUUAUAUAUUUGUCUCCAAACUGUACGUGCUUGCUAUCAUCAUUUAUUCGUUUAGGAAACGCCGAGAUGCAUACACAUUCUGUGAAUUUACAGUUGCAAAAUUUGUGCGACUAUUAUUGGUAUAUUAUUAUACCUUGAUGCUGAUUUUCAGAUGGCCCUGAUUUGAUUCAGGUGAAAACUGCCGAAACUGGAUAUAUGUCUCGCAGAUUGAUGAAAGCAUUGGAAGAUCUAUCAAGUCACUAUGACCAGACAGUUCGCAAUGCUAGUGGUGGGAUUGUGCAGUUCAUUUACGGAGAUGAUGCCAUGGAUCCCGCAAGAAUGGAAGGAGAGGAUGGAAAACCAUUAAAUCUACAUCAGUUAUUCAGUAAAAUAAUGGUUUGCUUGCUUCCUUGCUACUUUCUAUAGGAAUUUCUGUUAAAUCUCGUUAUGUUCUUCUUCAGCGACUAAUUAGUCAAAAUCUUAUCUGAUAGGCUACCUGUCCUUCUGGUUCUCAUACAACUCUAUCUCCAUCAGAGAUAGGUCAGAUUGUUGAUGAGAGGCUCUCACAUCCUGAUAUGUGCGUUGAGGGCGCUUCUUCCGACGCCUUUAAAAAAUCAUUGAAGGAUUUCGUUGACAAGGCUGUCUCUGCCUUAAAGAGAACAAGGAGAGCCCUUCAACUAGAUGAGGAUCUUGUCGGAGAUGGAGAUUCUGACGCUCUGGAAAGUGUUGCUGCAAAAAUAUCUGGAAUUUCUCGCAGACAGUUGAAGGUAACUCUUCUUGCUUUCUUGUUCGAACCCAUUCUGCUGUCAUUCUUGAGGUUCUAUCUCCUGCCAAUGCUCUAAAGCGUCCUCUCUAUUUUAGGUUUUCUUGGAAACUUGCAUAUCUCGUUACCAUUUAAAGAAGGUCGAACCUGGAGCAGCUGUUGGUGCCAUUGGAGCCCAAAGUAUUGGAGAACCAGGGACACAGAUGACCUUGAAAACUUUCCACUUUGCUGGAGUAGCCAGCAUGAGUAUCCUCAUUUUGUGUUCUCACCACUUUUGACAUGCUCUGUUUCUCCACUUUAGUCGUGCAUCUAAGUUUGGAGCUCAUGUAUGCAUGCAUGGUUGUUCCCCACAAAGAGAUCCCUUGACUCUGUUACAGACGUAACACUUGGCGUUCCUCGGAUCAAGGAGAUAAUAAAUGCAGCGAAGAACAUCAAGACGCCGAUUAUUACCGCUGCACUUGUAUGCGAUGACGACGAAAAGUCUGCGCAGAUAGUCAAAGGCCGUAUCGAGAAGACUCUCCUCGGUGAGGUAUGAAUGGAGGUUUGCCGCUCGUUUCAUGUUGGAAUAGACCCACUUUAGCCCGCUGACUUUCCCUCCUCCAUGCAGGUUGCCAAGGCCGUAAAGAUUGUAUUGAAAUCUAGUCAACCAUACAUCGUCGUAGUUCUCGACAUGGAGCGGAUAGAGGCGCUGCACAUGAGGAUUUCCUCCUACUCUGUGCAGCAGUCCAUCGUGGAUCAUCCGAAGCUGAAGCUAAAACAUGAGGUGAGCAUCGCCUUGGCUUCUGCUCUCGUUUCGAUCCCAUUUGAUUCACAGUUGGUGAUUCUCAUCCUGCAGAACAUCAAGACUCCGGCCGCGCACAAACUGAGAAUAUAUCCUCCUCUUACCGAUAGAAAUAACGUCCAGUUUGAGUUACACUCUGUGAGAGCUGCUCUCCCUAAUGUCAUCGUGAAGGUAGGAGAUGGGAACCUCCAGGAGUUGCCAUUUUGGGCGAUUUUCAUGAAUUUUUUCGGUCGCUCACUGAUUUUAGUGCGCGGAAAUUCAGGGGAUCCCCACUGUUCAGCGCGCGAUCAUCAACAAAGAGAACAGAAUUGAUAGAUAUAAGCUGCUCGUGGAGGGGUCAGUUUUCUCUACUCUUGGCGGAUGGAAGUCAAGCAUGUUCUUGGGAUCACGAUCAUACUUAAAGACUGUUUUUCUCUCUCUUUCGACUUUCACAGUACUAAUCUCCUGGCCGUCAUGGGGACCCCCGGUGUGGAUGGGGGUAAAACGACGAGCAAUCAUGUGAUCGAAGUCUUCCACACUCUCGGAAUCGAAGCCGCGAGGAAGUGCAUCAUUGAUGAGAUUAAUUACACCAUGAAGAGUCACUCGAUGAAGAUCGACAUCCGCCACAUGAUGCUCUUGGCUGAUGUGAUGACUUUCAAGGUGAGCUACUUGAUAAAAAUAACUGCUCACAUAAAUGCUAUUUAUGAUGCUUAGAUAAGUGGAUACGACCGUGAUCUGUGUUUUAAUUCCCUCCUCAGGGGGAGAUCCUCGGAAUCACCAGGUUUGGCAUCACGAAAAUGAAGGACAGCGUCCUCAUGCUGGCCUCCUUUGAGAAGACCGCGGAUCACCUGUUCAAUGCCUCGGUCAACGGGAGGGAGGACCAGAUAGAAGGGGUCAGCGAGUGCAUCAUCAUGGGCAUACCGAUGCCUCUGGGCACUGGAAUCCUCAAAGUCAGACAAAGGUAAUAACUCCUCCAUCCUCAUAAAACCAUAUCUGAUUUAAUGUGUGACUAACUUUGGUCGCUGAUCUUAUAUGGUUUGACUACGUGAUCAUUAUUUUAAGAAGAAAAGAACUUGACCUUCUCCUCUCAUAACAGAGUUGACCAUCUCCCGGAGCUGAAGUACGAGCCUGACCCGAUUUUCUCUUCAUACAAGUAG
Spirodela intermedia is the source of this 18957-nucleotide messenger RNA. Lineage: Eukaryota; Viridiplantae; Streptophyta; Magnoliopsida; Alismatales; Araceae. The record is from the annotation of a GenBank genome assembly.